Messenger RNA from Mucor velutinosus, 408 nucleotides. RefSeq lists its product as uncharacterized. The transcript has 2 exons. Gene Ontology annotation, cellular component: mitochondrion; mitochondrial intermembrane space. Gene Ontology annotation, biological process: succinate metabolic process; mitochondrial respiratory chain complex II assembly. The record is from RefSeq and is a predicted model, not a curated record. Lineage: Eukaryota; Fungi; Mucoromycota; Mucoromycetes; Mucorales; Mucoraceae. The coding region runs from base 1 to 408 and encodes 135 amino acids.
AUGCCCAACGCUCAACAAACACAAGUGCUCAUGGCUCCCAUCAAGCUAUACAGAGAGAUUUUGCGCUCCCACCGUUCAUUGCCACCUGCCAUGCGAGCAAUGGGCGAUGAUUAUGUAAAGGCUGAAUUUCAGAGACACAAGAGCAUUGACAAUCCUGCACAUAUCGUUGGCUUCGUAUCCCAAUGGCAGUCAUACCUUGAAAUGAUGCAAACACAAACAGCGCCAUUGCCUCAAGAUUCUACUGCACCUUCACACGAUCCACUAGUAAGAAGUUUCAACAAUCCUACUGAUGGAGGUUGGGGAAAGAAGCUGGAUGCUGAAUUACUGGAGAAAAUGAGCGACGAGCAACUAGGUCAGCUUUAUGAAUUGAGACAAGAAGUUAAAAGAUCAUUAGGCGAUAAAGAAUGA